AUGGCUUUUCCAAGAUCCAUGUGGCUGAACUGCAUGUGGAGAGCGAUGCUAGUCCGCCUGUUGCACAUGGGUUUGGAUGCCACAUUCACUUUUUGCAUACUUGGUUUCUUACUUCACGCUGCCGCAGUGUCAUCGCAAAAAUUGGAUGAUACUGACCCAGUGGUAAUGACCAGCUUUGGCAAAGUCAGAGGGAUGAAGAAGGAAUUAAAUAAUGAAAUUUUGGGACCGGUCAUUCAGUUUCUUGGGGUUCCAUAUGCUGCCCCUCCCAUUGGGGAGCGUCGCUUUCAACCUCCUGAACCACCAUCUGCCUGGCCAGAUAUCAAAAAUGCGACACAGUUUGCUCCAGUGUGUCCCCAGAACAUUAUAGAGGGCAGGUUACCUGAAGUUAUGCUUCCUGUCUGGUUUACUAAUAACUUGGAUAUAGUUUCAACGUACGUACAAGAUCAGAAUGAAGACUGCCUGUAUUUAAAUAUAUAUGUCCCAACUGAAGAUGGUCCCCUAACAAAGAAACAGACAGAUGAUAUAGGUGAUAAUGAAGGUGCGGAGGACGAAGACAUUCGAGAUAGUGGGGGGCCCAAACCAGUGAUGGUGUAUAUUCAUGGAGGGUCCUACAUGGAAGGCACUGGAAAUUUAUAUGAUGGCAGUGUGCUGGCAAGUUAUGGCAAUGUGAUAGUCAUCACCGUCAACUACCGGCUUGGGGUACUUGGUUUCUUGAGCACGGGGGACCAAGCAGCAAAAGGAAACUAUGGCCUCCUCGAUCUCAUUCAGGCCUUGAGAUGGACUAGUGAAAACAUUGGGUUCUUUGGUGGGGACCCGCUGAGAAUCACCGUUUUUGGAUCUGGCGCCGGCGGUUCAUGUGUCAAUCUCUUGACUUUAUCCCAUUAUUCUGAAGGUAACCGUUGGAGCAAUUCAACCAAAGGACUUUUCCAACGGGCAAUAGCUCAAAGUGGAACAGCACUCUCCAGCUGGGCAGUCAGUUUUCAGCCGGCAAAAUAUGCCAGGAUGUUGGCAACAAAAGUUGGUUGCAAUGUGUCGGAUACGGUCGAAUUAGUUGAAUGUCUGCAGAAGAAACCUUAUAGAGAACUUGUUGACCAGGAUAUUCAACCAGCCCGGUACCACAUUGCUUUUGGUCCAGUCAUAGAUGGGGAUGUGAUACCAGAUGACCCUCAGAUAUUGAUGGAGCAAGGGGAAUUCCUCAACUAUGACAUAAUGUUGGGAGUCAACCAAGGAGAAGGUUUGAAAUUUGUUGAAAACAUUGUCGACAGUGAAGAUGGCAUAUCAGCCAGUGACUUUGACUUUGCAGUUUCAAACUUUGUCGAUAACUUAUAUGGAUACCCUGAAGGCAAAGACAUACUAAGAGAAACAAUUAAAUUUAUGUACACUGACUGGGCAGAUAGACACAAUCCAGAAACAAGAAGAAAAACACUGUUGGCUUUGUUUACUGACCAUCAGUGGGUUGCGCCAGCAGUUGCUACAGCUGAUCUUCAUUCAAAUUUUGGAUCACCCACGUAUUUUUAUGCCUUUUACCAUCAUUGCCAAACAGAUCAGGUACCUGCGUGGGCAGAUGCUGCCCACGGGGAUGAAGUCCCUUAUGUUUUAGGGAUCCCAAUGAUCGGUCCUACUGAAUUAUUUCCUUGUAAUUUUUCCAAAAACGAUGUCAUGCUAAGUGCAGUCGUGAUGACAUACUGGACAAACUUUGCAAAAACUGGGGAUCCAAAUCAACCAGUCCCACAAGAUACAAAGUUCAUUCACACAAAACCAAAUCGGUUUGAGGAAGUAGCAUGGACCAGAUACUCUCAGAAAGACCAGCUUUACCUUCAUAUUGGAUUAAAACCACGAGUGAAAGAACAUUACAGGGCCAACAAAGUGAACCUGUGGUUGGAACUGGUACCUCAUCUGCACAAUCUUAAUGACAUUUCACAGUAUACCUCUACGACAACUAAAGUGCCAUCAACUGAUAUUACUUUCAGGCCAACACGGAAAAAUUCAGUACCCGUAACUUCAGCCUUUCCUACAGCCAAGCAAGAUGAUCCCAAACAACCACCAAGCCUAAUUUCAGGGGAUCAAAGAGACUAUUCUACAGAGCUGAGUGUAACUAUUGCUGUUGGAGCAUCUUUGCUGUUCCUGAACAUUUUAGCCUUUGCAGCUCUAUAUUACAAAAAGGACAAGAGGAGACAUGAUGUUCAUCGGAGAUGUAGCCCGCAGCGCACGACUACCAAUGAUCUUACCCAUGCACAAGAAGAGGAAAUAAUGUCCCUCCAAAUGAAGCACACUGACUUGGGUCAUGAAUGUGAGUCCAUCCAUCCACAUGAGGUGGUUCUUAGGACCACCUGCCCCCCAGACUACACACUAGCUAUGAGGCGGUCACCUGAUGAUAUCCCCUUAAUGACCCCCAACACCAUUACAAUGAUUCCCAACACUAUACCAGGGAUUCAGCCCCUACACACAUUUAAUACAUUUACCGGUGGACAGAAUAACACUCUGCCCCAUCCCCACCCACAUCCACACCCACACCCCCAUUCACAUUCAACAACUAGGGUAUAG
Eublepharis macularius is the source of this 2544-nucleotide messenger RNA. It is a transcript of the gene NLGN1, whose product is annotated as neuroligin 1. The transcript has 6 exons. Gene Ontology annotation, biological process: modulation of chemical synaptic transmission; presynaptic membrane assembly; synaptic vesicle endocytosis. NCBI's taxonomy places the organism in Eukaryota, Metazoa, Chordata, Lepidosauria, Squamata, Eublepharidae. Gene Ontology annotation, molecular function: neurexin family protein binding; signaling receptor activity. Gene Ontology annotation, cellular component: postsynaptic specialization membrane; cell surface; synapse. The record is from RefSeq and is a predicted model, not a curated record. The coding region runs from base 1 to 2544 and encodes 847 amino acids.